AUGGGCAAGACCUCGACCCAAUCUCGCCUGAGUCUUCCUGGCCGCUAUGCCUGGGCGGCGGCGGAAUUGGUCGGGCCGCUUAAUCUGCUCUACAUUCUCUACACUCUGCCGGCGAGACUCAGACCACAGCCACAGGCAGCGACGAGCUUCUUAGGCACCGGCCUGCCUGCUCAGAACGAGAUAUUGGCGUGCUUGUAUCUCCUCCACUACGUCAACCGCGCCCUUGUCAGUCCGCUCUACCUGAACCCGAGCAUGUCACCCAUCCAUCCAUUCGUUACCAUGUUUAUGAGCGUCUUUCAGUACACCAACUCGACCAAUAUUGCCUGCUGGCUCGUGUACUCGACAAUGAAUGCCAACACGGAGAGUCGGCCCAUCCUCUCUUUCGGUUCGGUCAUUGGGGUCUUGAGCUUUUUGCUAGGCCUGGCGGGCAACAUCUGGACAGAGACGAGGCUAUACGAGCUACGGCGUGGAGCAGCCAAGAGAAAAGCAAAGUCCGAGGGCAAAGCGACGGUUAGCUACGACAAGGUAUAUGUGAUCCCACCCGCUGAAGGGGCAUUCAAGUAUAUCUUACACCCACAUUACGUCCUGGAGUGGCUCGAAUGGACGGGCUACUGGUGGCUUGGAGGGGUAUGGGGAUUGGGAUGGGGUGGACAGAGUGCUGCCCUGUGGUUUGUGGUUUGCGAGAUCGUGACCAUGCUACCUCGAGCAGUGACUGGGCGACAGUGGUAUGAAGACAAGUUUGGCAAAAGGGCUGUUGGAGGGCGUGCGGGAGCCGUCCCUGGGCCCAUCAGGCUGUGA
Molecule: messenger RNA, 798 nt
Organism: Fonsecaea erecta
Lineage: Eukaryota; Fungi; Ascomycota; Eurotiomycetes; Chaetothyriales; Herpotrichiellaceae
Exons: 1
Coding region: 1-798 (265 amino acids)
Biological process (GO): lipid metabolic process
Molecular function (GO): oxidoreductase activity, acting on the CH-CH group of donors
Source: RefSeq, a predicted model, not a curated record